This is a messenger RNA of Ilyonectria robusta, 659 nucleotides long. RefSeq lists its product as uncharacterized. The transcript has a single exon. The record is from RefSeq and is a predicted model, not a curated record. NCBI's taxonomy places the organism in Eukaryota, Fungi, Ascomycota, Sordariomycetes, Hypocreales, Nectriaceae. The coding region runs from base 441 to 623 and encodes 60 amino acids.
CCGGGAACCGGAGCACGGACGGCCACAACGCGCUAGACCACUUCACCCCCCGAAAGCGCCCUGUAAACAUGCCUCCAGGCCCUUCAGGACCGCUUCCAAGACCCCUCUAGAGCCCCUCUAGAGCCCCUCCAACGCGGCCGGCCCAGGCGACCCGACCGACCUGGGCCGCCCGUUGAAGGACGUUGCCUCUUCCCCGUGGAGCCCAGCGUUGCAGAGGGCGCUUGUUAACGGCGCCGUAUUCGCAGAUCCUCCGCGUCCCCUCCAAGCCCACGGCCUUCGCUGCCGCUGCCGCGGAUUCCCCCCUGUCGCACCGAUGCCAAGUUCCCGGUUUUCGGUUGGCGGUGGUGGUCCUCGCUGCGCGUCCCUGCAACGUAUCUGGCCCUCGGUCAAUCAAAUUAAAUGCGUGGGAGACAAGAGUCAAGUGGAGGCGCGCGGUGGAGAUGUCGUGGAGUGCCUGUUAUCUCGCGGUUAGCCUCUGGUGGCUCCUCCGCGGCGCUGGAGCGGUCCCGUUUGGGCGCUCGUUGCACGGGUUGCGCUGGUUCAGGUGGUUUAGUGGGUAUGCUGCCGUGCUAUUCACCCCCCCCAUGUCCAUAUUUUGCAGGUGCCUUAGUGUGCAUUUCUGAUUCUGCGCGAGCGAGUGUGCGUGUGUGUGGUGUGUG